AUGGUGAUGCUGGAAAAGACCCUUGUUGUGCUCUCCUACAUCGCCAGCUUGGUAGUUAAUGGUUUGGCAGCAUCUGGGGUUCUUUCUGGCCAGUCGAUCGGCGAGAUCUCCGACCAGUUUCCGACGUACGUCACUCCAGACGGGUUAACUUUCGCAGUUUGGGCGGUGAUCUAUACCCUGGAGCUCCUACUUGUCGUCAUGCAAUGUUCAGCCCCAGAAAGGAUUGAAAGUCUUCUUCAGCAAAGUUGCUGCUUGACGGGUCUUUCAGUUCGUUGGCGCCUCGUUUUCGCCUUUUCCCUGAAUGCGAUUUGGCUGCCCAUCUAUGUCAAUCUGCUCUUUGGUUGGGCGCUUUUGGUCAUCAUCCUCUACCUGGCAUUUCUCUUCUUGGUGUACGUGGACCUGAACACCAUGACCGUGGAUUCGUUCGUCCAAUGGGUUGUUUAUGCCGCUGGCAUUGCAUGCAACGUCAGCUGGGUUCUCGUGGCGACCGCUGCAAACAAGUUCACGUUUCUUGGGGAGCUCGGCUGGAAGGACGCGUAUGGAGUCGCAGGAACCCCGGGGGCGGCAGUCCUGGUGGUUGCGUUCGUUGCCUCCCUCGCCAUCAUCGUCGCUUCCGUGCGUAGCGAUUUUGCAUGGUCCCUCGUCGCAAUCUGGGCCCUAGCGGGGCUGUAUCGGCAGCAGACCAUCCCGGAUCUAUCGAGCUUCCCUCCCCAGGCCAUGAAUCCGACUUUGGCCAAAUGCGCCUUGUGGGCUGCCAUCGUCGUUGGACUGGCCACCCUCACGGGCUUGCUGCUGCUGCCCUUCAACGGCGCCUUCAGAUCGAAGAGGGGCGACAUGACGGUGGCGCACAAGCCCCUGGCUACAGAAUGA
Symbiodinium sp. CCMP2456 is the source of this 870-nucleotide messenger RNA. The record is from the annotation of a GenBank genome assembly. NCBI's taxonomy places the organism in Eukaryota, Dinophyceae, Suessiales, Symbiodiniaceae.